CUGAAGAUGGCGAAUGUUACAGUGAAUGCUUGCCCAAAACCUCCAGCGGCAACAUCAAAUGGAGUGUUCCAAGGGGACAAUCCACUUCAUUCUGCUCUCCCCCUAGCCAUAUUGCAAAUAUCUGUCAUUGUCAUAACUCGCUGCCUUGCUUUCCUUCUCAGGCCUCUAAGGCAGCCCCGUGUUAUAGCCGAGAUCAUUGGUGGAAUACUGCUUGGUCCAUCAGCACUGGGGCGUAGCAAGGCCUUUAGGCAUGUAGUUUUUCCACCUAGCAGUCUCACAGUAUUAGACACACUGGCCAACCUUGGUCUUCUCUUUUUCCUCUUCCUGGUAGGUCUAGAACUAGAACCCAAAUCAUUACGUCGCACGGGCAAGCGCGCUGUUGGAAUUGCUAUUGCUGGAAUAUCACUCCCAUUUGUCCUUGGUAUAGGUACAUCAGUCGUUCUUCGCCAUACAAUCUCUAAGGGCGUUCAGGGUGCUCCUUUUCAAGUUUUCAUUGGUGUUGCUCUAUCCAUCACAGCCUUCCCAGUCCUAGCUCGUAUCCUUGCGGAGCUCAAGCUUCUUACAACUGAUAUUGGCCGUAUGGCUAUGUCUGCUGCGGCAGUUAAUGAUGUUGCUGCUUGGAUCCUCCUAGCCCUUGCCAUUGCCCUAUCUGGUUCAAGCCAUUCCCCUCUUAUCUCUCUCUGGGUUCUUCUUUGCGGAGUUGGAUUUGUCUUGUUUUGUAUAAUCCUUGUGCGACCCAUCUUGGCAUGGAUUGCACGACGCACACCAGAGGGUGAGCCUAUAGGGGAAAUAUAUGUUUGUGCCACUCUAGCGGCUGUUCUGUCUGCUAGUUUUGUGACAGAUGCUAUAGGAAUACAUGCCUUAUUUGGUGCUUUUAUUAUUGGGGUUCUGGUACCCAAGGAUGGUCCCUUUGCAGGUGCAAUGGUAGAAAAGGUGGAGGACCUUGUGUCAGGCCUCUUCCUCCCUCUAUAUUUUGUUUCAAGCGGAUUGAAGACUAACGUGGCAACAAUCCAGGGAGCACAGUCGUGGGGGCUGCUGGUUCUUGUUAUACUAACAUCCUGUUUGGGGAAGAUUGCAGGGACUGUUGGGGUUUCAAUUGCUUGUAGGAUGCCUUUUCGUGAGGCUUUGGCACUUGGAUUUCUUAUGAACACAAAAGGUUUGGUGGAACUGAUUGUGCUGAACAUCGGCAAAGACAGAAAGGUGCUGAAUGAUCAAACAUUUGCUAUCUUCGUCUUGAUGGCUCUUGUCACUACCUUCAUCACAACACCACUUGUCACUGCAGUCUACAAGCCAGCAAGGAAGUCAAGCACCGUAUACAAGCACAGGAGAAUUGAAAGGAUAGAGUCUGGCACCCAGCUUCGGAUUUUGGCCUGUUUCCACAGCACUAGGAACAUCCCCACAAUCAUCAACCUCAUUGAGGCCUGCCGGGGAACCAACAGACGAGAAGGAUUAUGCGUGUAUGCCAUGCAUCUCAUGGAGCUCUCUGAGAGGCCAUCCGCAAUCCUCAUGGUGCACAAAGCAAGGAAGAAUGGCCUGCCAUUUUGGAACAAGACCCCGCAGUCUGGCCAUGAUCAGGUGGUUGUAGCCUUUGAGGCCUUCGAAAGACUAAGCAAUGUUUCUAUUAGGCCGAUGACCGCGAUUUCAGCACUCACUGAUAUACAUGAGGAUAUAUGUGCAAGCGCGGAGAGGAAGAAGGCUGCGGUUAUAAUAUUGCCCUUCCACAAGCAUCAGAGGCUUGAUGGAACGUUGGAGAUGACACGGCAUGAUUUCCGCUUAGUCAACAGAAAGGUUCUCGAACACGCUCCUUGCUCAGUUGGGAUCCUUGUGGGUGGACUUGGUGGAACCACUCAUGUCUCAGCCAGUGAUGUGUCAUCAUCUAUCACUGCCUUAUUCUUUGGUGGUCCAGAUGAUCGUGAAGCUCUUACGUAUGCAACUCGAAUGGCGGAGCAUCCAGGGAUCCAACUCACAGUCCUACAUUUCUCUGAAUCUGGACAUGGGUUUCAAGGAGAAAGCAUUGCAGUUGAUGUGAACGCCGACUCCAGUUCUGAAAGGAGGUUGGCUGAUGAGGAGGUUUUGAACGAAUUCAGAAAUAAAACUCGGAAGGAUUCUGUCAUCAGGUACGAGGAACGGGUGGUUGCAAGCAGAGAUGAGAUAGUGGCGGCAAUUCAAACUGUAAGUCGGUCCGAUCUCAUUCUGGUGGGUCGGAGACCAGAAGGAGCAGCUGCAGCAGCUCUCGUGACUGAAAGAAGUGAAUGCCCGGAAUUGGGCCCUGUGGGAGGCUUGCUAACAUCACCAAGCUUUUCGACUACUGCCUCAGUUUUAGUUGUGCAGCAGUACUCUGGGCAGAGCAGAAUGGCAAUUCCUCCAGCUAUUCAGAAGAGCAACCAGAAGUUCAGAGAACCGAGGAGAAGCACCUCGGACUCUUAAAAGCUAGCUCCUGUCUCUACUCUAUCCUCAUGUACCUUUUCCACAGACAACUAUUGUCUUUGUUCAUCAUCUAGCCCUAGAUUUCAGUAAUUAGAAACCGGCUCAGCUGAAGCUUCAUUUGAAUUUUCGAUAUUUGCUUCAGACUUG
This is a messenger RNA of Phoenix dactylifera (date palm), 2574 nucleotides long. Its product is annotated as cation/H(+) antiporter 18-like. Gene Ontology annotation, molecular function: antiporter activity. Gene Ontology annotation, cellular component: endomembrane system; membrane. Gene Ontology annotation, biological process: proton transmembrane transport; regulation of pH. The record is from RefSeq and is a predicted model, not a curated record. NCBI's taxonomy places the organism in Eukaryota, Viridiplantae, Streptophyta, Magnoliopsida, Arecales, Arecaceae.